Messenger RNA from Callorhinchus milii (elephant shark), 637 nucleotides. Its product is annotated as ADP-ribosylation factor-like protein 4D. NCBI's taxonomy places the organism in Eukaryota, Metazoa, Chordata, Chondrichthyes, Chimaeriformes, Callorhinchidae. Gene Ontology annotation, biological process: vesicle-mediated transport; intracellular protein transport. Gene Ontology annotation, cellular component: cytoplasm. Gene Ontology annotation, molecular function: GTPase activity; GTP binding. The record is from RefSeq and is a predicted model, not a curated record.
GGGGAGGGUUUCCCCGUGGACGAUGGGGAAUCAGUUGACUCCGAGUGGGACAUUUCUCCCCCCUUUCCAGACCCUACACGUGGUGGUGAUCGGGUUGGAUUGUGCGGGGAAGACGGCAUUGCUUUAUCGGCUCAAACUGCGGGAGUUUGUGGAGACCAUCCCCACCAAAGGCUUCAACACCGAGAAGGUCCGGGUCCAGCUGGACGGGGGCGGGGGCGCCAGUGGGGUGCCGAAGGCCGUGACCUUCCAGGUGUGGGACGUGGGGGGGCAGGACAAGCUGAGGCCCCUGUGGAGGUCGUACACCCGUCGCACGGACGGCAUCGUGUUCGUGGUGGACUGCGCGGAGAGCGAGCGGCUGGAGGAGGCCAGGGUCGAGCUCCACAAGAUCAGCCGCAUGGCGGAGAACCAGGGUGUCCCCGUCCUGGUCCUCGCCAACAAGCAGGACCUGCCCGGGGCGGCUACAGCGGGAGACACGGAGCGAGCGCUGGGCCUGCACGAGCCGGGCUCGCCCGUGCCCUACCACGUGCAGAGCUCCAGCGCCGUGAGCGGGCACGGCCUCCAGCAAGGCCUCGAGAGGCUCUACCACAUGAUCGCCAAGCGCCAGAAGUUGCUCCGACAUCAGAAGAGGAAGAGAUGA